This is a messenger RNA of Linum tenue, 231 nucleotides long. NCBI's taxonomy places the organism in Eukaryota, Viridiplantae, Streptophyta, Magnoliopsida, Malpighiales, Linaceae. The record is from the annotation of a GenBank genome assembly.
AUGCUCUCAAAGCAGCUGACAAAAACAAGGCAACAACACCAACCAAGGGACUCUUUUGAGGACUGGAGGAGUUCAGCUUCUGCUGCAAGGCAUCAGAUGAUCAUCACACCUCGGGUUGUUGCUGGGCGCUCGGAGAUUGAGGAAGAACAUGAUGAUGAUGUGGUGAAACCCCUAAGGAGGGACAAGAAGUUGCCUUUGGAUGGACUAACAUUCUUGGUUGUAGAUGAUUAG